CUCUCUCUCUAGCUCCCUCCCCCUUCACCCAUAUCAAAGAACAGCAUGAUCAAAGACUAAAUCCAGUUCAAUCUGUCCAUGAAUUGGUGGAGUUUUUCCAGAGAGAGGUGACUGAGUGAUUCCAGAUAUGUUUGGAUAUGCAGUUGCAUAUAUAUAUAUAUAUAUUGAUGAUCAAUAGCUUUGGAAGAGAAAGAAUAGGCUUAUUUGAGUAGAAGGAGUAGAGAGGCACGCCAUCAUCUUGAAUAGGCUUUUUGGAAGAGAAAGAAAAGAGGCACAUCAUCAUCGUGAAUGACAUGAAAUGCUAUUCAUAAUUUGUAUACAGUAAAGAAUUGAAGGUGGAGGUAAUCCUGAGCAACAACAUUGAAUAUGUCAGAUGGAUAUCAGAAGAGUGAGGAACAGGCUGAUGACAUUAAUUCAAAGGGAUCUUCCCAGAGAUGCUCAUCCUUUGACUUGAAUGAAGAAGCUAGUAGUGAAGAUAACAAUGAUAAUGAUGAAGCCUAUGAUGAUAAAGCAAGGGAUGAAGGUACUUCAACUAAUAAAAGUAGCAGCACAACAAGAGAAGGAAACAAUGAACGAAGAGGUGGUGUGAGACAAUAUGUUAGAUCAAAGAUGCCUCGGCUUCGGUGGACUCCUGAACUUCAUCUAUCGUUUGUGCAUGCCGUUGAAAGGCUUGGAGGUCAAGAGAGAGCAACACCCAAGUUGGUUCUUCAGCUGAUGAAUGUGAGGGGGCUCAGCAUUGCUCAUGUCAAGAGUCACUUGCAGAUGUAUCGAAGCAAGAAACUCGACGAGGCUGGGCAAGUAUUAAGUCAAGCGUUCAAAUCAACCCAUGAACUUGGUCGUACUUCUCAUGUAGCCCAUCAGCCCUUGAUUCCUCGUCAACAUUUUAAGAUGGGAAAUGGUGGAAUUAUUCUGGCAAGUGAUUACAACGACAACAGUUUUUUCCAGGGUCUCCUGCAUCCCUCUUCCCUAUCACAUUCACCUUCAAAGGCCAUCGAUUCAAGGCAGCAGCAAUUGUACUUCAAUCAUCAACCUUUUAGAAGACCAAAUUACUUUAGCAACGAAGUUGUCUCAACAACCCUUCAAACGCAAGGAAGAUCAAUAUCUUCAAACCAAAUUCAACAAAUGGAUACUGCUGGCAUUGCACCCAUGAAACCAAGCCAAUUUCUUGAGGAGAAAAGGUGGCCUCCUUUAGAAAUUAUGAACAAUCAUCAGUGGAAGAAAAGGUUACCUACCAAUAUUACUGCUAAUACUGGGUCACAAUCUGUUGUACAUCAAUUUGGGACCACUCCAGCAUCUCUUAGAUCAAGUGAGUUGAACUUUGGAAACAACACAAGAAUCAGGGAACAUCUAUCAAACCCCUUUGAACAUCGCAAUCGUUCCAACAGUUUAAAGCUAGAAUUUGAUCCCCCAUUCCGGAUUAAGUUGAAUCAAGAAAAAUUGCAGAAAGACAAGCAAUGGGUGCCUGAUUUGCGGCUGAGUUUAAGUCAGAGAGAUGACAACAAUGAUGGCAAGACUGAUUAUUGCAAAGAAACCCAAGAAAUCAACACGAAACUUUCACUUUCUUAGAAUUAUAGCCAUGUCAAUAUAUAAUGCAAAUACCACAACCUAGCCAUUCAUAUAUAUCGAGAUACUGAAACAAAUUUACACAAUUACAUGACGCUACAAUACAUAGGGUUUCUCCCCUCCACCCAAAAAAAAUUAAUAAUAUUAAUAAAUCAGAUUUGAGUGUAAAAUGAAUGUGGUCGUGGUUGAGUGAUCCAGUUCCCAAGUGAGACUUUUUUUUUUUGUGCAAGUUUUGGUUUGAUGAGGCACAAAGUAUAAUAAAAGAGUGAAGCAAAAUAACACAUAGUGUAACAAGAUCCGGCGUUAACCUUUCGCCGCUGUGCAAGUACAUGGGAUAAAUUUAGUUGAACAAGAGUGAAAAUGUGCAUGCAUGGCGAUCAGGCCUUACAGGAAGAGCUCCAGUACUUUCUGCACCUUGAGAGAGAAGAUUUAAAUCGGAAAAUGAAUGGAUUUAGU
Abrus precatorius (Indian licorice) is the source of this 2019-nucleotide messenger RNA. Its product is annotated as myb-related protein 1-like. Lineage: Eukaryota; Viridiplantae; Streptophyta; Magnoliopsida; Fabales; Fabaceae. Bases 367 to 1566 code for a protein of 399 amino acids. The record is from RefSeq and is a predicted model, not a curated record. Gene Ontology annotation, molecular function: DNA binding; DNA-binding transcription factor activity. The transcript has 7 exons.